CCCGAUCCUUCCCCACGCUUCCGCCCCGUCCCCUUCCGACGUGCACCUCAUUGCCGUCCCCUCCAUCGCCGCUACUAGACUCCUAGCCGCCGCCUCUCAACUAGUUUUCUGUUGGGUGGAUUUUCAAAAACCCCCAAUGCGCCAAACGCCAUAGCUCGCUCGAUACUAGACAGAAUUGAGUGAUUCGACUUGCAAAAGAAUGCUCUUGGUGUCAGCUACAACGUCGUAAAGUUUCGGACUGUUUCAUCGUUUGGAUUCUAACUGCCAUCUUUCCCCAUCUUUUGCCUCCUCACCUGCACCUGCUCAUCGCCGCCUUACCACUGCUGCAGCCGUAGCAGCAGCAGCACCAGAAGGAGCAGCAGACUCAGCAGCAGCAGCAGCAGCAGUAGCAGCAGCAGCAGCAGCAGCAGCAGCAGCAGCUGAAGGAGCAGCAGCAGCAGCAGCAGCAACAGCGGCAGCAGCAGCAGUGGCAGCAGCAGCAGCGGCAGCAGCAGCAACAGCAACAGCAGCAGCAGCAGCAGCAGCAGAAGGAGCAGCAGCAGCAGCAGCAGCAGCAGCAGCAGCAGCAGCAGCAGCAGCAGCAGCAGCAGCAGCAGCAGCAGCAGCAGCAGCAGCAGCAGCAGCAGCAGCAGCAGCAGCAGCAGCAGCAACAGCAGCAGCAGCAGUAUCUACAGCCAUCCCCAUCCUCCCCUCCUCUUUGAGCCGCCGCGGGUCCACCCGCCGCCGCUCCCUCCUGGCCACCGCGGCCGUAGCAGCAGCAGCACCAGAAGGAGCAGCAGACUCAGCAGCAGCAGCAGCAGCAGUAGCAGCAGCAGCAGCAGCAGCAGCUGAAGCAGCAGCAGCACCAGAAGGAGCAGCAGACUCAGCAGCAGCAGCAGCAGUAGCAGCAGCAGCAGCAGCAGCAGCAGCAGCUGAAGGAGCAGCAGCAGCAGCAGCAGCAACAGCGGCAGCAGCAGCAGUGGCAGCAGCAGCAGCGGCAGCAGCAGCCACAGCAACAGCAGCAGCAGCAGCAGCAGAAGGAGCAGCAGCAACAGCAGCAGCAGCAGCAGCAGCAACAGCAGCAGCAGCAGCAGUAUCUACAGCCAUCCCCAUCCUCCCCUCCUCUUUGAGCCGCCGCGGCAAUGGCAUCCUUUCCUGUUAGAAUAUACCAUGCUAUGCUAG
Molecule: messenger RNA, 1161 nt
Organism: Closterium sp. NIES-67
Lineage: Eukaryota; Viridiplantae; Streptophyta; Zygnematophyceae; Desmidiales; Closteriaceae
Source: the annotation of a GenBank genome assembly